UCACUUUAUAUAAACGGAAUUAACUUUAAAAAUCAAUCAUAUAAAGUAAGUUUAAGUAUUAAUAUAAAAAACAAAACAAAAACAAUAUAAAUGAUUGUUUUAAUUAUAAACAAAUCAUGUACUUGAUUACAUAUUAUUAAGUAAAAAAAAAAUAGAGAUAAAUAGAGAUAAGAGAUAAUAGCUGUAUUAGAGUUGCACGUGAUGCAUUUUCGUUUUACAGUUAUAUUACAUUGUACGGUAUAAUACUCAAGUUGAAGUUUUUCGAAAACUUGCUAAUUAUUUCUACAACCCGAACAAACUGAGACCGUUACAUUAGUCUUACAGAAUACGAAGAGGCCAGAUAUUCUUUUCAAGAUGUUCAGUAUAACGUUAACUGUAGUAUUAUUUGUUAUAUUAUCUUUUGUAAAUGGUCAAUUUGUUAAUAACAAUAACACAAAAACGAAUAAUGAAAGUUUGGAUAACGUGUCAAAUAGUUCUUACGUGAUGCGACAGAAAAAAUUUUUUCCAUUCUUCAGUGUCAUACGAUUUGCUAAUUCUCAAUGUCUAGCAAGUAAUUCUCUCAAUGGCACAUGUUUUACACGACGAGAAUGUAAUAGUUAUGGUGGUACACCAUCCGGUACAUGUGCAAAUGGUCUUGGUAUUUGUUGCAUCUUUCAAAAGUCAUGUGGAUCUACCACGAAUAUAAAUAACACAUAUUUCAUUAAUCCAGGAUAUCCUACCACUUAUAAAGGAGGAGAACGAUGUACAAUAACAAUAAAUAAAUGUAACUCUGAUAUAUGUCAGAUACGUUUAGAUUUUAUAGAUUUUAGUUUGGCUCAACCUAAUGAAAAUGGAACUUGUGAUUUUGAUUUGUUUUUGGUAUCCGGAGCAUCAUCGUCAGUACCACGUAUAUGUGGAGAAAAUUCUAAUCAGCAUGUGUAUGCAGAUUUUAAUGGAGCAUCACCAAUAACCAUUUCUAUAGGAACUAAUGGAGAUUAUCCAUUUGAUCGUCGUUGGAAUAUAAGAAUACAACAAAUAGCGUGUGAUUCUUUAUGGAGAGUUCCCAAUGGAUGUUUACAAUAUUACAAAUCAAUAUCAGACACUGUAACAAGUUUCAAUUACGGUACAACUGUAAAUUCAAGACAACCCGAUGUAGCUACUAGAGAAAUGGUUAAUUUAAAUUAUGGUGUUUGCGUUAGAAUGGCAUUGGGUUAUUGUAGCAUUGAAUGGUCGCAAAGUAAUAUGUAUUCAUUUUCUAUUUCUGGAGUCACAGGUGGUUUUUUGGAUCCAACUUUACCAGGUACUUCUGCAGUUGCGGAUUCUGGAUUAGACUGUAUUCAUGAUUUUGUUAUUGUACCAAAUCCAAGUGAAAAUGGUAUUCCACUUAAUACAGAACGUUUCUGUGGAAAUGCAUUUAUAACCAAAACAUCUUCUUUAAAACCAUUCGUACUUUAUGUCGUUACAAAUGACAAUGACGUGAAUGACACACAGAAUAAGGGCUUUCAAUUAAGGUACCGUCAAUUACCGUGUGCUGUGUAAACAAAUAAAUAUUAUAUAAAUAUAAACAGAUUUAAUUACAAUAUAUAUUAUUUAAAACUGUUGAAAUAAUUG
This is a messenger RNA of Polistes dominula (European paper wasp), 1590 nucleotides long. RefSeq lists its product as uncharacterized. The record is from RefSeq and is a predicted model, not a curated record. NCBI's taxonomy places the organism in Eukaryota, Metazoa, Arthropoda, Insecta, Hymenoptera, Vespidae.